AUGCCGGCGACCGCCUGCGGCGCCUGCGCGGCUGCCUUUCCCUCCUCCGCCCACGGUCAUGGCCCUCCGCCGCCUUCCGGGAGCAUACGGAAGCUCGUCUCGCCCACCCCCAGGCGGCUAGGGCACCGGCUGGCCGCUCCCAUGGCCUCCACCGUCGACUCGCCCGGCAGCUCCUCCGACUUCGCCAAGCGCAUGGACCGCGCCUGGCUCAUCUCCAAGCCGCUUGCAGAAAUGCAGGGAAAGGCUGCGUACAAAAGACCCAAAGCGGUCGGACCCUUCUCUGGACCCUGCGCAAGCUGGAGCUACAUGCACCGGGCUGUCCUAACGCAACCAAGUCCGACUUCUUGUUCAUCUUGUCAAUCCACUGGCGAUGUGGAGUGCAGGUGGUGUGCAGGCACGGGCUUCUUUAUCCUUGGCAACAAUAUGUUGUGUGAAGUACCCUCGAAAAAUACAAGAUGUGUGAUUUGCUCUGGAAAGGGCUUUUCACGUUGUGCUGAUUGCAAAGGAACUGGGUUUCGCGCCAAGUGGCUUGAAGAGCCCCCUGUUGACAAAUGA
Messenger RNA from Triticum turgidum subsp. durum (durum wheat), 555 nucleotides. The record is from the annotation of a GenBank genome assembly. NCBI's taxonomy places the organism in Eukaryota, Viridiplantae, Streptophyta, Magnoliopsida, Poales, Poaceae.